This is a messenger RNA of Alnus glutinosa, 1904 nucleotides long. RefSeq lists its product as uncharacterized. The transcript is spliced from 15 exons. Gene Ontology annotation, biological process: biosynthetic process. NCBI's taxonomy places the organism in Eukaryota, Viridiplantae, Streptophyta, Magnoliopsida, Fagales, Betulaceae. Bases 472 to 1719 code for a protein of 415 amino acids. Gene Ontology annotation, cellular component: cytoplasm. The record is from RefSeq and is a predicted model, not a curated record.
UGACGUGGGAAAAAGAGGUGGAAAUUUCCCCUGCUUUGGCUAUAUGUCGUGGCGUACUCAUCACAAGCGAGUGGCUUUCGCUGCCAUUUCUGCUUUACACAAAUUACACUGCAUUAAACACAUACCGACACUUGGGCUCCUCUUUUAUCAGAUUACGUUUUCAUACGCCAAAAUCAAAACACGCACCCCCCCCCCCCCCCCCCCCCCCUCUCUCUCUCUCUCUCUCUGAGCUAGUAUCUUACAAGUUACAAGUUUCGACGUACUGAAUAUUUUUUGGGGGGGGCAAUGCUGUGAUUUAUUUUUGUUUCUUGCGAUUGGGUGGUCUCCUUUCAGGCAUGGACAAUUAUAAAUUGUACGUUUCGGGUGUGUGUGAAAUGUGAACCCGUUGUGUUUUAUAAGGAUUAGAGCUUGGUGAUAUAGCAGUUGUGAGGCAGUUGGGUCUUUGGGGAUCUGGGUUUGUGUUGGUUAAGGAUGGGGAGCACAGAGGAGAGAGUCGUUGCUGUGAUCAUGGUUGGAGGACCUACUAAAGGUACUAGAUUCCGACCACUCUCAUUGAACAUUCCAAAGCCGCUUUUUCCUUUAGCUGGACAGCCUAUGGUUCAUCAUCCAAUUUGGGCUUGUAAAAGGAUUCCGAACUUAGCUCAGAUCUAUCUUGUUGGUUUCUACGAGGAACGAGAAUUCGCAUUAUAUGUAUCCUCCAUCUCUAAUGAGCUCAAAGUCCCUGUUAGAUACUUGAAGGAAGACAAGCCACAUGGUUCAGCUGGUGGGCUUUAUAACUUCAGAGAUCUGAUCAUGGAAGACAACCCAUCACAUAUUUUCUUGCUCAAUUGCGAUGUUUGCUGUAGUUUUCCGCUGCCAGAGAUGCUUGAGGCUCACAGAAGAUAUGGUGGGAUGGGAACGAUCCUAGUAAUCAAGGUUUCUGCUGAGUCAGCAAACCAGUUUGGAGAAUUGGUAGCUGAUCCAGUCACCAAUGAACUAUUGCAUUACACAGAGAAACCUGAAACUUUUGUAAGUGACCGAAUAAACUGUGGUGUAUACAUCUUUACCCCAGAUAUAUUUACUGCCAUCCAGGGGGUUUCCACUCAGCGCAAAGACACAGCUAAUCUGAGACGUGUAUCCAGCUUUGAAGCCCUCCAGUCAGCAACAAGGAGUCUGCCGACAGAUUUUGUAAGACUGGAUCAAGAUAUUCUAUCACCGCUUGCAGGGAAGAAGCAGUUAUAUACAUAUGAGACCUUGGACUUCUGGGAACAGAUCAAAACUCCUGGGAUGUCCUUGAAAUGUUCUGCUUUGUAUCUUGCACAAUUCCGGUUCACCUCCCCCCAUCUUUUGGCAAGUGGAGAUGGUACGAAGAGUGCUGCCAUUACUGGUGAUGUGUUUGUCCAUCCGUCAGCAAAACUACAUCCAACUGCUAAGAUUGGUCCCAAUGUCUCAAUAUCUGCAAAUGCCCGUAUAGGAGCUGGUGUAAGGCUCAUCAGUUGUAUCAUCCUCGAUGAUGUUGAAAUUAAGGAAAAUGCAGUUGUUAUUCAUGCAAUUGUUGGGUGGAAGUCGUCUAUUGGGAGAUGGUCCCGGGUCCAGGCUAAUGGAGAUUGCAAUGCAAAACUUGGGGUUACAAUACUUGGUGAAGCUGUGACUGUUGAAGAUGAAGUCGUGGUGAUUAACAGCAUUGUUCUACCAAACAAGACUCUCAAUGUUAGUGUUCAGGAGGAAAUAAUUCUAUGAUAAAGCAAAGAUCGACUUCACACUUAUCAUCGAUCUCUCUCUCUCUCUCUCAAAAUAGUUAUUUUUAUCCUCUCAUAAUCUCAUUACUGUUCUUCAAGUAGAAAAUCCAGUACAUUAAAUGGCUUUUAUUGUACUUGUGUAAAACUCACAUUUCUCUAAUAAGAAUAAGAAUAAGAAUUUUGGUU